This is a messenger RNA of Odobenus rosmarus divergens (Pacific walrus), 3160 nucleotides long. It is a transcript of the gene CILK1, whose product is annotated as intestinal cell (MAK-like) kinase. Gene Ontology annotation, biological process: intracellular signal transduction; intraciliary transport; cilium assembly. The transcript has 15 exons. The coding region runs from base 463 to 2361 and encodes 632 amino acids. Lineage: Eukaryota; Metazoa; Chordata; Mammalia; Carnivora; Odobenidae. Gene Ontology annotation, cellular component: cilium; cytoplasm; nucleus. The record is from RefSeq and is a predicted model, not a curated record. Gene Ontology annotation, molecular function: ATP binding; protein serine/threonine kinase activity.
AUGCGCCGCGCGGCCCGUGCGACUCGCCGGACCUCCCGGGCGUCCCUGCACGGACCGCUCGGUCUGUCCUAGCAGCGAUCGCCCCCAUCCCCAGUUCCCCUGCGGGCCGCUGCGCCCCAGUCGCCGAGGAGCUGCGCUCACCGCAGGGGCGGGCCCCCGCCUGGGUUCGCGGCGCCAAAAAGAGUAUUCAUUUCUACUUAUAAUUAAGUAAAGAUCUGCUUUUGCUAAAGCUGGGCUAUGCUGAGAGAAUACUGCCUUGAAUUUUGCAUGCAAGUCUAGAUUUCUCCAAGGCAGAAGACUGAUCUUUGAAAAUAUGUAUUUGGGAGAUAGUCACGUUCUAUUGAAUACCUUGUGCUGGUGCUGCCAUCGAAAAAUCUGGUUACACUCCGGGGAGGCCUGCCGCCUCUGCAGGACUACACCACCUCGGCCCUGAGAUGAGUGUCCGGCCUGAGCGGGCACACCAUGAAUAGAUACACUACGAUCAAGCAACUCGGGGAUGGAACCUAUGGUUCCGUCCUACUGGGACGAAGCAUUGAGUCUGGGGAACUGAUUGCCAUUAAAAAAAUGAAAAGAAAGUUUUAUUCCUGGGAGGAAUGCAUGAACCUUCGGGAGGUUAAGUCGUUAAAGAAGCUCAACCAUGCCAAUGUGGUAAAAUUAAAAGAAGUUAUCAGGGAAAAUGAUCAUCUUUAUUUUAUCUUCGAGUACAUGAAGGAAAAUCUUUACCAGCUCAUUAAAGAAAGAAAUAAGUUGUUUCCUGAAUCUGCUAUAAGGAAUAUAAUGUACCAGAUAUUACAAGGACUUGCAUUUAUUCACAAACACGGCUUCUUCCAUCGGGACUUAAAGCCUGAGAACCUCCUCUGCAUGGGCCCAGAACUUGUGAAAAUUGCAGACUUCGGGUUGGCCCGAGAAAUCCGAUCAAGACCCCCAUACACAGACUAUGUAUCUACCAGAUGGUACCGGGCUCCAGAAGUGCUCCUGAGGUCUACCAACUACAGCUCCCCCAUUGACAUCUGGGCGGUGGGCUGCAUCAUGGCCGAAGUGUACACCCUCAGGCCACUCUUCCCCGGGGCCAGUGAAAUUGACACCAUCUUCAAAAUUUGCCAGCUGCUGGGGACACCCAAAAAGACCGACUGGCCUGAAGGCUACCAACUCUCUAGUGCAAUGAACUUCCGCUGGCCCCAGUGUGUACCCAAUAACUUAAAGACCCUGAUUCCAAAUGCGAGCAGCGAAGCCAUUCAGCUCCUGAGAGACAUGCUCCAGUGGGAUCCCAAGAAACGGCCAACAGCUAGUCAGGCUCUUCGAUAUCCUUACUUCCAGAUUGGGCAUCCACUGGGCAGCACCACACAGAGCCUUCAAGAUUCAGGACAAGCACAGAAGGAUGUCCUGGAAAAGGCAGGUCCACCUCCUCACAUCAAGCCGGUCCCCCCCACCCAGCCCCCAACCAAGCCACACCCGCGGAUUUCUUCGAGACAACAUCAAGCCAGCCAGCCCCCUCAGCAUCUCAUGUACCCCUUCAAAGCAGAGGCUUCCAGGACAGAUCACCCGAACCAUCUCCUGGAGGACAAGCCAAGCCCAUUGCUCUUCCCAUCCCUCCAUACCAAGAAUCCUCCGCCGAAAAUGCUAGCUGGCCUGGAACACAAAAAUGGGGAGAUCAAGCCCAAGAGUCGGAGAAGGUGGGGGCUUGUGUCCCGGUCGACAAAGGAUUCCGAUGACUGGGCUGACUUGGAUGACUUGGAUUUCAGUCCAUCCCUCACCAGGAUUGACCUGAAAAACAAGAAGAGACAGAGCGAGGAGACUCUCUGCAGAUUUGAGAGUGUUCUGGACCUGAAGCCCUCUGAGCCCGUCAGUACAGGCAACAGCGCCCCCACCCAGACCUCCUAUCAAAGGCGAGACACACCAACCCUGAGGUCCGCGGCCAAGCAACACUACCUGAAGCACUCGCGAUACUUGCCUGGAAUAAAUAUGAGAAACGGCAUACUUCCAAAUCCAGGCAAGGAUUUUAUUCCAUCUAAUCCGUGGUCUAGUUCUGGUUUGUCUGGAAAAUCUUCAGGAACAGUAUCAGUAAUCAGCAAAAUAAAUUCCGUUGGUUCCAGUUCUACAAGUUCUAGUGGACUGACUGGAAACUAUAUCCCGUCCUUUCUGAAAAAAGAAGUUGGUUCUGCUAUGCAGAGGGUACACUUGGCACCUAUUCCAGACCCUUCUCCUGGCUAUUCUUCCCUGAAGGCUGUGAGACCUCAUCCCGGGCGACCUUUCUUCCACACCCAGCCUAGAAGCACUCCCGGGCUGAUGCCCCGACCUCCGGCUGCCCAGCCAGUGCACGGCCGGACCGACUGGGUUUCUAAGUACGCGUCUCGGCGAUGACCAGCAUGAAGCUUCUGGGCUCAGGGGAAAGCAAGACACGGUCCCUCGGCCAGCUGGUGUUCUGCCGGCGAGAAACCGGCAGACAGUAUGAAAGCAAACACUUUAUAGUUAUUCUUCUGAACUAAGACAUUUCAAUAUUCUUUUUAAGAUUUUUUUUAAAUAUUGAUUUGAAUGCAAUACCCUUUUUUUGUACAAAAUUAUUUUAUUCUAAAACUGGGUCCCAUUAUUUUCUUAAACAGCGCAUUUUGUAUAUAUGGAUUAUGUUUUAGCAUUUUAUACAGUCAACUUUGUAAUGAACUUUUUAAAAAUUAAUUGAUUUUCCUUUGGGGUUCCAGAUAAUAUUUUAUACAGAUUUUUAAAAAUGUAAUAAUAUUGAUGCAGUAUUGCAGCAGAGGUGCAAUUGAAGGCCACCCGAUAGAGGGUUAUUUACUCAACGCGGGCAGAUAUUUGUGAAGCGGUUAAAUUUUAAAUGUGGCACACUGGUACUUCAGGCUUUCUUAGACCAACCUCAGCGCGAGAUAAAUGAUCUGCUUUUCUCAAUAUCAGGUUAUUGGUUUGAUUUUGUGACACCACUGUGCUGUUCUAAAAAUACUAUUAUGCAAUGAAUUUCCCAGCUGAAAGAACUCUAAAUAGUUUUUGGAAUUUUUACAACAGCCCUUUUUGGUGGUUGGAGAUAUGCAAGGUGGUUGGAGAUAUGAACCAGGUUUUAUUAUGCUGGACCAUCACGUUCUAUUUUCUCCCUUUUUUUUAUGUUUCUUCCAUUUUUGAAAUCCAGUUGUAUAAGUACCCCCAAAAGGGA